This is a messenger RNA of Ruditapes philippinarum (Manila clam), 597 nucleotides long. Its product is annotated as transmembrane protein 17-like. The transcript has 4 exons. The coding region runs from base 47 to 595 and encodes 182 amino acids. Lineage: Eukaryota; Metazoa; Mollusca; Bivalvia; Venerida; Veneridae. Gene Ontology annotation, cellular component: ciliary transition zone. The record is from RefSeq and is a predicted model, not a curated record. Gene Ontology annotation, biological process: non-motile cilium assembly.
UUCACUCUUAAUUACCAACGUCACGUGAUCACAACAUUGAGACAAAAUGGAGGCAACAUUUCGGAGAACGAUGACUUCGGUCACAGAUACUCUGUUUCCCGUGUCAAAAUCAGCUAAAGACCCUCAAAAACAUCAAAUUUUAAAAGCAGGAAACGACUAUGUGACAAAUCUUCCAUUACAAAUGGCUAUUUAUUUCAAUGCCUUCUUUUCUCCUUUCUGGAUAAUAGUUACGCUGGUUGGAUUUGAAGUCAAGUACGAGUACCUGUCAAUCUUGUAUAAAAUCACGCUGAUAGCUGUUUAUGUUACCUACACAAUAAUUGAAGUUGUUAGACUGUAUGUUGGAUACAUUGGAAACUUAAUGGAGAGGGUACCAGAGUUGGCUGGUUUCUGGCUGUUGACCUUGCUGAUACAGUUUCCUCUGAUCCUACUGGUUCUCUUCAAUGAGGAUGCGAAAAUUCUUCCAUUUGAAAGAGCUGUGAACAUCAUAGAGGCAUUGUUUGUACUGUUUGAAAUCAUAUGUGGAUAUAUUGCUAUUCGAAUCAUGGUAAAUUAUCAAGUGACCAAAUUCCAUUUAAGAAUUUUUUACCACCUUUAACA